Messenger RNA from Styela clava, 2315 nucleotides. RefSeq names its product sperm flagellar protein 1-like. Gene Ontology annotation, biological process: regulation of cytoskeleton organization. Gene Ontology annotation, cellular component: axoneme. The record is from RefSeq and is a predicted model, not a curated record. Gene Ontology annotation, molecular function: microtubule binding. NCBI's taxonomy places the organism in Eukaryota, Metazoa, Chordata, Ascidiacea, Stolidobranchia, Styelidae.
UUCAUAAAUAUCACAUUCAAUUUAGAUAGUACCUGUUAGGUAUAGUUUAAACGUUCUGAAUACUGAAACAUGAAUUCUGAACUCAGUGAAGUAGAAUUGCAAAAACUCUACUCAUGGAUCGACGUGAUUCCAUUGAGUAGAAAGAAAAAGUCUGUUGCAAGAGAUUUUAGUGAUGGAAUAUUGGUUGCUGAAGUUGUAAGGCAUUUUAUUCCACGGCUUGUUGAAAUGCAUAAUUACACCAGUGCUAAUUCUACAAAUCAAAAACUCAACAACUGGCAAACACUGAAUAGAAAAGUUUUGUCGAAAUUGAACUUCACUAUACCCGCAUCAGUAAUGCAAGAGAUAUCUGAAUGUAAACCACGAGUGAUGGAAGUGUUCUUGUUUGGUUUAUGGCAGAAAAUUGAAGAAUACAUCAUCAAGACAGGAAGCAAGAUAGGAGGUUAUCAAGAAAGACCAUAUUAUAAUGCAAGAUCGAGUGGGCCAGAUGUUGAUAGCAGGACUGGAGAAAGCAUGGUCAGUCGACCGAGACGGGACUCGGUUCCUGAGUAUAUAGUUAAGAAUCCAGUCCCUUUGAGCCAGCUGAACCUUGAUAUGCUUGAUACUGAGACAAGGUUGAUACUAGAAGAAAAGGAACAAGCACUUUUAGCAUCUAUGGAAACUGUUCAGAUUCUCCAGGUAAAGAUCAGUCGUCUUGAGCAUCUCCUUCGCCUAAAAGAUCUUAGAAUACAGGAUUUACAAGAGAGGCAAAGCAGAUUUGAUUCAGCUACCCAUUAAUAUCAUUUGACUGUUCCUAUUUCUAUUGUCUUCAAUUUUUAAUUUCAUAUCUUUCUAUUUUAUCUGAUGAUGGAGGUGAUCGCAUUAUUAGAGCAAACUUUCCUCUUUUUAUAAUUGUAAUCAUUUCUUCAGCUUUUCAGUUGCAACUGUUUUGAUAUAGAGCAGUAGUUCUCAAACUUUUUAAGCUGUGCCCCCUUUUUAGAAUUUGUCAAGUCUCGCACCCUAUCUCCAAAAUGCCUAGCUAACAAUAAUCUACAAAUAACAGAUAGUAAAGCGAAAGUAUGUUUAUUCAAAAACGCGUUGAAAACACAUGGAUGGAACUCAAAUUAUGAAAUGAAUGAAAAGUUUAAAAAACAAAUGAGGCGGGCAAGAUCAAAUCUAACAAAUAAUUUUAUUUUGAAUUAGCUCCAUGCUCCUUCAAAAAAUUGUCCACGCCCCAUCGUUUGAGAACCACUGAUAUAGAGUGUUAAUGGAACUUCAAAGUGAUGAUAUAAAUUAAAAAUGUGAAUAAAAACAGAAAAUUUUAGUGUUUAUUGAAAAAAAUAAUUGGUUUUCCUUGGUGCCAAUCUCCCGUAGGAUUUGUGGAUGUUUGGGUUGAAAAUACUCUUUAUACGAUUGAUCUCUACAUCAUUCUCCAAAAAAUACUUGCUGUUUUAAUAGGAGUCUGUAUAUGCAGUAAUUUGGAAAGAAAGGUUAUAUUGAUAAAAUUUCAUUACUGUGCACAUUAGUACCUUGGAAUCAUCUUUUUUAUUUAAAAACAUGUCUUUUGUGAACAUACUUUCUGUAAGUAUAGCCUGGUGUUUUAAUAUUUUGUCUUUGAGACUCAGAUUGUAUUGUGUACGCUUAAUCUUUUUAUAAAAAUUGUAAUUUUGAAAGUGAAGAUGACAUGAUUUUUCAUAUUCUAUGGUGUUUGUACAUUUUAAAUAUCGAGCACAUAUCAGCUAACAAAAUUAAGUGUAAACGACACAGUCCAAGUUAAUGGAAGCUGUGGAUUUAAGAGAAUGCUUCUGGAAAAAUUGUUCCGUAGUAUGGUAAAUUUGGAAUUAUCUGUAUGAUUUAUUUAUUAUGGUUAUCUCAUGAUAUCAUACUCAUUUUCUAAAUGGAUAUUUAUAUAUAACCAAGUAUUUUGUUGUUAUUAACUUCUUUACCUCGACUGUAAGAAGCAUUCAAUAUUUUUGAUAGUUGGAAUUUUUUACACUUGUUUGCCAACUAAUCCUUCACUAAUAUGUAUAUUGUUCCUCCAUAAGUAAGCCCAAGUAUUUUUGUAAAAACUUUGUGGCUUUCUUCCUAUUCGUGUUUGAUGAUACAGCUAUCGAGUUAAUCAGUUUUUGUUUCGAAUAUCAAUUUUUUAUUACCAUGACAUUACUCCUUUUGUAGAAAUUCUAUAUUUGUUACAAAAUUGUUAAUAUAUGGUAAGAUUGUAUCCUGUUUUUUUUUCUAUCGAUUACACUGUUUAUAUUUGUACUUUCUUAUAUGGGGUACGUUAUUCGUAGGGUGCACUUCUCUAUUUUGAUGUAAAAUACAGGUGAAUUUGUGUUGAA